GCGGGGUAGCGCGAGCGGGCGCGAGUGGGCUGGCUGGCUGGCUGGGUGUGGCCUGGCUGCAGCCUCUUGUCUCCCGUCCAAAAGCUCAAGGCUUACCACCUCUCUCGACUUGACCUGCCUCUCCUCAGCCGACAUUCUUUUGCGGUCUCGCAACCUCCUUCCCACCACACCAGACAACAGCCAUACCCCAGGGCAAAGACGUCCUUCCCCUUCUCUGCGAGCAUCUCUUGUGCUUGUACCGCUUCUCCUCCUGCCCCCCCCCCUCCCCGACAAAUUCCGCCGCCUCGACCCGACUGUGCACACCCUCAACCUCUCACUGCCUAGCCGCCCAGCCGUCGCCAUGGCGAUAUCUAUCGAGGAGCUCGACGUGCUCGUCCGUAGCUUUUACGAGGGACGAGGUGAACAGCAAAAAGCCGCCCAGGCCGCUCUGAACCAGUUCAAGGAGGAUCCUGACGCAUGGCUCAUGGUGGACGACAUCCUGUCCAAGGCCACAUAUCCACAGACGAAGUACCUGGCGUUGCAGGUUCUCGACAAUGUCAUCUCGACGAGGUGGAGGGUCCUCCCGAGGGAGCAGUGCCAAGGCAUCCGCAACUUCAUCGUCUCCUUCAUCCUGCAGUGCUCCAGCACCGAGGAGUCCUUGCGAUCCCAACGAACCCUGCUCAACAAGCUCAAUCUCGUCCUCAUCUCUGUACUGAAGCAGGAGUGGCCUCACAACUGGCCGACCUUCAUCAACGAGAUCAUCCAAGCCUGUCAUUCGAGCCUAUCGGUCUGCGAGAACAACAUGAUCAUCCUUCGACUUCUUUCCGAGGAGGUCUUUGACUACUCCGCCGAGCAGAUGACUUCCACCAAGACCCGAAGUCUGAAGACGACCAUGUGCAACGAAUUCUCCCAAAUCUUCCAGCUUUGUCAGGAAAUCCUUAACACGGCAACCCAGUCAAGCCUGGUCCUGGCGACUCUGGAGACACUGCUUCGUUUCUGCAACUGGAUCCCUCUCGGCUACAUCUUUGAGACGCCAUUGAUCUCUCUGCUCCGGACACGUUUCCUGGAGGUGCCAGAGUUCCGCAACAUCACGCUCCAGUGCUUGACGGAGAUCGGUGGCCUGCAGACCGGCGGCCCGGCGGGCAACAACUAUGACGAGCAGCUCGUGAAGAUGUUUACCGAGGUCCUAACCACUAUAUCGACCAUUAUACCCAUCCAGAUGGACCUCAAGACCACAUACCCACAAAGCAACUCCCGAGAUCAACAAUUCGUGCAGAACUUGGCUCUUUUCCUGACCAAUUUCUUCUCCAUGCACUUGAACCUGAUUGAGAAUCUGCCAAAUCGCGAUUAUCUCUCUCACGCUCACUACUAUCUCAUCCGUAUCUCCCAGAUCGAUGACCGGGAGAUCUUCAAGAUUUGCCUGGACUACUGGCUCAAAUUGGUCCAAGAGCUAUACGAGGAAAUGCAGUCCCUCCCCAUUGGCGAUAACCCACUGGUUGCCAUGGGGGCUAUGUCAGGCGGUGCCCCUAACCCGGCGCUUCUGAACAACUACCCCUUGCGGAAGCACAAAUACCAAGAGGUUUUGUCCAACCUUCGAGUCGUCAUGAUCGAGAAGAUGGUGCGCCCUGAGGAGGUCUUGAUUGUCGAGAACGAUGAGGGCGAAAUAGUGCGAGAAUUCGUGAAGGAGAGCGACACAGUGCAGCUGUACAAGACCAUCCGCGAGUGUCUUGUCUACCUGACCCACCUGGACGUCGUUGAUACGGAGCAGAUCAUGACAGACAAGCUCGCAAAGCAGGUGGACGGCUCGGAAUGGUCCUGGCACAACUGCAACGUCCUGUGCUGGGCCAUCGGAUCGAUCUCCUUGGCCAUGAACGAAGAGACAGAAAAGCGCUUCCUGGUCACCGUGAUCAAAGACCUGCUUGGGCUCACCGAAAUGAAGCGCGGCAAGGACAACAAGGCCGUGGUCGCAUCCAACAUCAUGUACAUCGUCGGCCAAUAUCCCCGCUUUUUGAAGGCUCAUUGGAAAUUCCUUAAGACGGUCGUGAACAAGUUGUUCGAGUUCAUGCACGAGUCCCAUGAAGGUGUUCAGGAUAUGGCGUGCGAUACGUUCAUCAAGAUUGCAAAGUCUUGCAAGCGUCACUUCGUCGCCCUACAGCCUAGUGAGCAUGAACCCUUUAUUGAGGAGAUCGUGAGAAAUCUACCAAAGAUCACGGGCGACCUCACCCCUCAGCAAGUCCACACCUUCUACGAGGCCUGCGGCUACAUGGUGGCGGCCCAGGGCAACCGUAACCAGCAGGAGCGACUCCUGGCGGAGCUUAUGCAGCACCCUAACGCCGCUUGGGACGAGAUCAUCAAGCAGGCGACGGUUAACCCGGCGAUCCUCCAAGACGCCGAAACAAUCAAGAUCAUUGGGAACAUCAUGAAGACGAAUGUUUCAGCUUGUUCCUCGGUCGGGUCGUACUUCUUCCCCCAGAUUGGGCGCAUCUACCACGACAUGCUGCAGAUGUACCGGGCAACCAGUCAGCUGAUCUCUGAAGCCGUCGCAAAGGAAGGAGAGAUUGCCACCAAGAUGCCCAAGGUCAGGGGCUUGCGGACGAUCAAGAAGGAGAUCCUGAAGUUGAUCGAGACGUACGUGGACAAGGCCGAAGACCACGCCGCCGUGCGAACCCAGAUGGUUCCACCUCUGCUCGACUGCGUCCUAGUCGAUUACAACCGCAAUGUGCCUGGUGCCCGCGACGCGGAGGUUCUGAGGGCCAUGACUGCCGUCAUCUCGAAGUUGUCCUCUCUUAUGGAGGAUCAGGUACCGACAAUCAUGGAGAACGUGUUUGAAUGCACUCUGGACAUGAUCAACAAGGAUUUCUCCGAGUUCCCAGAGCAUCGUGUUGAGUUCUUCAACCUUCUGAGGGCAAUCAACCUGAACUGCUUCCCGGCGCUGCUCAAGUUGGAUAACCGACAGUUCAAGUUUGUUAUCGACUCGUGCAUGUGGGCUAGCAAGCAUGACAACCGCGAUGUCGAGGCGGCAGGCCUUAACAUGUGCCUCGAGCUGAUCAACAACAUCGCUGAGAAGACAGACGUGCAGACGUCCAACGCUUUCUUCAACCAGUUCUUCACACCGAUCCUGCAGGACGUCUUCUUCGUAGUCACGGACCAGGAUCACAAGGCCGGGUUCAAAACACAGUCCAUGCUCCUCAUGCGCAUGUUCUAUUUUGUGCAACCAGCUGAUGGAACUGCUUCAAAGAUCCAAGGCCCCAUCUAUCAGCCCGAUAUGGCCCAGGCGGGUACCUCGAACCGCGAGUUCCUUGGGAACUUCGUGGCAACCUUGUUGGCGAACGCGUUCAGCAACCUACAGCCGCCACAAAUCACUGCCUUUGUGGAGGGGCUGUUCGCGCUCAACACACAGUACGACAAGUUCCGUCUUCACCUGCGUGACUUCCUGAUUUCUAUGAAGGAGUACGCCGGGGACAAUGCCGAGUUGUACCAGGUGGAGAAGGAGAAAGAGGAUGCUGCCAAGCAGCAGGCAGACCUCGACCGGAGGUCGAAGGUUGGCGGUCUCAUGAAGCCGUCGGAGCUGGAAAAUGACGACGACGAGCUGUGACUCCGUCAGGAGUUCCGCAACGAAUUCGCACCGCUGAACGUCGGAGGCUCCGAAGAGCACAAUGGUCCAGAGCAUCCAUCAGGUGUUUUUGAUGGCUGGGAUGUAUACGGCCUGUGACUGCGGGAAGACACUGAGAUGGCGCGGCAAGCUGGGGUGAGGGAUGAGGGCGGAGAAAAUGGGAUGAGAGUGAUCCGCGACAGCGGACACAUCCGAGAACACACAUUCCCUAUCUCAUUUUGUAUGAUACCACAUAGAGGAAGAACCGGCAGGAGGCUGGUAAGGAUCGGGGGCAGCAAAGAGAUCAUUGAGAAGACACAGCCUUCUCGGCUGACUUGCCUAGAAACAACAGAUGGGGGAGAACAACAACCUUGAGCAAGAGAACAAGCAGGUGGAGCCUCCUCCUGGGCAGGAAAUUGUGGAUGAAAUGUGGUUGGCCGGGAGGAGUCGGUUCAGCUUGUCCGUUGACGGCCGCCGUGUCAGACACUGAGGGCUCCUGGUCGAUGGAUCAUGGGUUUAUUCGGCUCAGCUAGCUAAUUCAGAGUAGACAGUUACCAGACGCCCGCCCAUCAGGAGUGUGUAUCGCCAGAGGCGACCAACCCGUGUUUUCUGCCACUGCUAGCCACUAUGGUGUGGAUUGCAUCGCCCAUCCCGGGCUGUCGGGUCAUCGAAGGUAAAGAACACUUCUAGCCUUUGCCCAUCUGACCGCGACAGUAGCCACACUGCCUGCCGUUCUCUUCACAUGGCUUCUUGCUUGUCGGGUGGCCACUUACCAGCAUCACCACAACUCAUCGCACCGUUCUGGCUGCCGCGACCAGCCCCCAUCCCCCCGGGCCUAGGCCGCAGCGGACCAAGCCAGACAAGCCCCCACAGGAUAGUUCCCAAAAGAACAAGAAACAACGACGAUGGGUUGGCAGGCUUUAGCAUCAUCACCAGCUGUGAGACAGGUGAAUCUCGGGGCAGCCGUUAGAAGCGAGGGCGCGAGAAGGACACUCUAUUUGUUCGAACGGAUUCGGAGCAUCACCUGACUUGCUUGUAACAGCCAACUUGGAACAGAGCCCAUUGAGCAAGAGGAGUGUCGGCGUGGAGUUCCGAGG
This is a messenger RNA of Diaporthe batatas, 4668 nucleotides long. Its product is annotated as exportin CRM1. The record is from RefSeq and is a predicted model, not a curated record. Gene Ontology annotation, biological process: protein export from nucleus; ribosomal large subunit export from nucleus; ribosomal small subunit export from nucleus. The transcript has 7 exons. Lineage: Eukaryota; Fungi; Ascomycota; Sordariomycetes; Diaporthales; Diaporthaceae. Gene Ontology annotation, cellular component: nucleus; cytoplasm. Gene Ontology annotation, molecular function: small GTPase binding; nuclear export signal receptor activity. Bases 341 to 3574 code for a protein of 1077 amino acids.